Messenger RNA from Cydia fagiglandana, 1085 nucleotides. RefSeq lists its product as uncharacterized. Gene Ontology annotation, cellular component: lysosome. The transcript is spliced from 9 exons. Lineage: Eukaryota; Metazoa; Arthropoda; Insecta; Lepidoptera; Tortricidae. The coding region runs from base 393 to 1085 and encodes 230 amino acids. The record is from RefSeq and is a predicted model, not a curated record. Gene Ontology annotation, biological process: positive regulation of apoptotic signaling pathway; immune response; positive regulation of peptidase activity. Gene Ontology annotation, molecular function: cysteine-type endopeptidase activator activity involved in apoptotic process; cysteine-type endopeptidase activity.
UUGAAAAUAUAAGAGGCAUCGAUUGCGUCAAAUUCACAAAUGCAGAGGAUACGAGGCCACAAAUUGAGAAGACAUUAUGGGCCUACUUUGAUAACGGCACCAACUAUUGGAUACCCGUAAGAUACAAAACCAAGGAGGUUGAUGAUUGGCAUGGAUAUUUAAACAAUUACGAGAUUUGGGAUUUUUAUAACUUUAACGAAGACAUCGAUUUAGAUGUUUUUAAAAUUACCUAUAAUUGCACAACCAGAAAAAAUGAUGAACAAGCUGAUAGUAAAUUCAAUGAUAACUAUCUCCUGACUUUAAAUGCCGAAGAAAUUAAGGAAUUUGAUAAUGCAUUUUCUACGUAUAUACAGCAGUUUGGAAAACAAUAUGCCAAUAACGAAGAACGUGAAAUGAGAAAACGCAAUUUCUACAAAAGUUGGAGGCUAGUAACUAGUACAAAUAAUAAAAAUCUGGGCUAUAAACUAGCACUAAAUAAAUUAUCCGACCGUAUUGAUGAAGAAAUUUCGAAGUACAGAAGUCCGAAAAGUGAAAACCGAAAGCCUAAAACCGGAAGCAUACCUUUUCCUUACUCAGAAGAAGAAAUAAAAAAAAUAGCAAACACUGUUCCUAAGGAGUAUGAUUUGAGGGUGGAGGGCCUUGUAGGUCCUGUGUCGGAUGCGUUAAAUGAAGGAUGUGAGUCUGAUUGGGCCUUUGCUGCGACGGCUGUCGUGGAAGGUGCCCUGGCUCGGAGCAACGGAGGUACUUGGAUGAAACUAAGUGAACAAGCUCUCGUAGACUGCUCCUGGGGAUACGGAAAUAAAGGUUGUAAGGGCGGAAGUCCUACGAAGUCUUACGAGUGGAUAAUGAAGCAUGGAUUACCCUUACAACAGGAAUAUGGCCAAUACACUAACAAGAAUGGAUUUUGUAAGAUGCAAAAUAUGACGAAGACAUUCAAAAUCAAAGGAUACACGAAUGUCAUCCCUAACAGUGUCGAUGCCCUCAAGAUCGCUUUGAUCAACCACGGCCCUAUAGCUGUGAAUGUAAACGGAGGCUACGGCCUAAUGAUGUAUGAUGGAGGCAUUCUUUACGACGAGUCGUGGUAA